AUGGUUUGGGAUAACCGCGGCCGUGGCAGCCAUCACAACAGGGGAAGCAGACGGAAACACCACAACGAUGGGCGCAGCAACAACGGCCAACAGGAUGACGGUGACCAGCAGAGCCAGCAGGAUCAACAUGAUCAGCAAAAUGAACACAAUCAGAAGAACAAGCCAAAACAACAGACCCAGCAAAACCAGCAGAACCAGCAGAACCAGCAGAACCAGCAGAACCAACAGAGCCACCAGAGCCACCAGAGCAGCAACGGCCAACAGAAUGGCAAAUUUACCAACAAUGGCCAAAACAAUAGCAAGGGCAGCAAUGCCAAAGUCGACUGGAACAGCAACGGCUGGGUCGGUAACAAUCAUAACAAAGGCAAAGGCAACGGCAAAAACGCUAGCCACUGUUGCAUCUGGCAAGAAGUGUCCCAAAAUCCUUAUCUAAGGCAAGUAUAUGGGCAUUUCUCCCAAUUUAUGGCGGACAACAAAAAGGCCUUCUGUCCAAGCUCACCCCCCUCGUCGUGCAACGUCAUCAUGGUCGAGGCACGACAGGAAAAGACGGCUUGGCAGGAAAAGGUCGAGCAAACCCCCAACGCAAGCAUGUUGCUGGACACCGAAGCGGGUAGGUUCCUCAGCCAAGCCCUGUAUGGAUACUUUGAGCCAUGUAUGAACGUGGAAGCUCUGAACGAGUCGUACAUGAUCGUGCAGCAGGACGUGACGGCACCCAGCUCACAGUUGGUGGGCAAAUACACGGUACGCUCCCGCAAUCCCUUCCUCCCCAAUGGGCCAAAGGAACUCUUCGUCCAGAUACAGAUCAAACUGCAGCCAAAGAAGGUGGAGAUGGUGAUAUCUCCGUGCGAUACUAAUGGGUUUAACUUUGAGGGUCCUGUAGGUGUGAUGAACAAGUACCGAAGGGAGCUCACCACCCCCGUUGACGGUUAUAAAGUCGUGGGCGAGCUUGAUGCAUCUCUCAAUGGGAUGUAUCUGUCCUUGAUCAUGGGACAGGCUGAAAGGGCGUGGGAGUACAUUUACUCCUCUCUUAUCAAGUGUCCCCAAUGA
This is a messenger RNA of Fusarium keratoplasticum, 1047 nucleotides long. RefSeq lists its product as uncharacterized. The record is from RefSeq and is a predicted model, not a curated record. NCBI's taxonomy places the organism in Eukaryota, Fungi, Ascomycota, Sordariomycetes, Hypocreales, Nectriaceae. Bases 1 to 1047 code for a protein of 348 amino acids. The transcript has a single exon.